AUGCAGAUGUUAAUGCCCGAACCUCAGAUUUUUGUGGAAAGAACUCUGGCCCUCAUCAAACCAGAUGUUGUUGAUAAAGAAGAAGAAAUAGAGGAUCUCAUUCUCCGAUCAGGAUUCCUGAUCGUUCAGAAACGGAAGCUCCAGUUAAGCCCAGAGCAAUGUAGCAACUUUUAUGCAGACCAAUACGGAAAAGUGUUUUUUCCUAAUUUAACAGCCUAUAUGAGUUCUGGACCUUUAGUUGCUAUGGUGCUUGCCAGACAUUGUGCAGUCUCAUACUGGAAGGAAUUGCUUGGACCAUCAAACAGCAUAAGGGCUAGGAGAACUCACCCUUACAGCUUGAGAGCAAUCUACGGGACUGAUGGUCUGAGGAAUGCACUUCACGGCAGUCUCAGCAUUUCCUCAGCAGAAAGAGAAAUUCGAUUCAUGUUUCCAGAAGUGAUCUUGGAGCCAAUUCCGGCUGGACAAAGAGCUAGGGAUUACCUGAACCUUUGUGUGAAGCCUACCUUACUAGCUGGGCUCACUGCGCUGUGUAAAGAGAAGCCAGCAGAUCCAAUGACUUGGCUUGCUGACUGGUUGAUUGAACACAAUCCCAAUAAACCCAGGCUACAACAUCAGAUCACUGAGGAAGAGCAUCAGGGGUGA
Messenger RNA from Pygoscelis adeliae (Adelie penguin), 642 nucleotides. It is a transcript of the gene NME5, whose product is annotated as NME/NM23 family member 5. Gene Ontology annotation, biological process: spermatid differentiation; GTP biosynthetic process; UTP biosynthetic process. Lineage: Eukaryota; Metazoa; Chordata; Aves; Sphenisciformes; Spheniscidae. Gene Ontology annotation, molecular function: nucleoside diphosphate kinase activity. Bases 1 to 642 code for a protein of 213 amino acids. The record is from RefSeq and is a predicted model, not a curated record. The transcript has 5 exons.